Molecule: messenger RNA, 3683 nt
Organism: Fusarium odoratissimum NRRL 54006
Lineage: Eukaryota; Fungi; Ascomycota; Sordariomycetes; Hypocreales; Nectriaceae
Product: MFS transporter, SP family, general alpha glucoside:H+ symporter
Exons: 3
Coding region: 261-1877 (538 amino acids)
Biological process (GO): transmembrane transport; carbohydrate transport
Cellular component (GO): membrane
Molecular function (GO): carbohydrate:proton symporter activity
Source: RefSeq, a predicted model, not a curated record
CCCAAUCCCAUUUCUUGAAAAUCACCCCACACACUCAAUCCCCAGAUUUCCCCAUGCUUUUCAUACCAGAUGAUGUACAGUUCCUGGUUUCUGGGGGAUUAACUUAAGCUUGGGCGAAAAAAUCAUCAUCCGAGCUGUCGGGUUCAGGCGUAGCGAGCAUCGGCUCCACGAAAGUACAUAAAGGACCGACUAUCCUUUCACUUUUCCCCCAGCAUCUCGCCAUCCCAUCUCUUCCCAUUCUCCCAACUCCAAUCUUCACCAUGGCUUCUUAUCCUGAGAAGAGUAUCGACGCUCAGCAUGACGAGACCAUUAGCCCCGAAGCUCUUGCUUCAGAGGCCAAAGUCGCUGCGGAGGCUGAGCAUCAUAUGACGCUCUGGGAAGCUAUCAAGACUUAUCCCAAGGCCAUUGGUUGGUCUGUCCUUUUGUCGACGACUCUCAUCAUGGAAGGCUAUGACCUUGCUUUACUUGGCAAUUUGUAUGCUUCUCCUGUGUUCAAUGAGAAGUUUGGCUCGUGGAAUGCUGAGAAGGAGAAAUAUGCUGUUUCUCCUGCGUGGCAAUCUGGUUUGUCCAACGGUGCUCGCGCCGGCGAGAUCAUUGGUCUCAUCAUUGCCGGUUGGACAUCUGACAGAUACGGCUACAAGAUGACCACCAUCGGCUCUCUCGUUCUCAUGAUCGCCUUUGUCUUUGUUCUCUUCUUCGCUCCCAACGUCAAGAUUCUUGUGCUGGGAGAAGUCCUCUGCGGUAUCCCAUGGGGCGCGUUCCAAAGCGUUACUCCUGCAUAUGCAUCCGAAGUAGCACCGGUUGUUCUGCGACCUUACCUCACGACCUUCAUCAACAUGUGCUGGGUGAUUGGUCAAUUCUUUGCAGCUGCUGUGAACAAAGGUUCUGUUGGUCGCGGUGACGAGUGGGCUUAUCGAAUUCCUUUUGGUGUGCAGUGGGUUUGGCCUGUGCCUAUCCUGGCAGGUGUUAUUUUUGCUCCGGAAUCACCUUGGUGGUAUGUUAGGAAGGGUAACCGAGCUGCAGCCAAGAAGUCGCUUCUGAGACUCACUUCACCCCAACAACCCAACUUUAACGCCGACGAGACGAUUGCCAUGAUUGAGCAUACGAAUGAGAUGGAGAAGAACUUGAAGGAGGGAACUACUUAUAGGGACUGCUUCAAGGGUGUUGAUCUUCGCCGAACUGAGAUUGUUGUUGGUAUCUGGCUUGUGCAGACUCUUGGUGGACAGAAUCUUAUGGGUUACUUCUCAUAUUUCCUCACACAAGCUGGUAUGGAUGCAAGCAACUCCUUCUCUCUGUCCAUGGGCCAAUAUGCUCUUGGAAUGGUUGGCACCAUGGGCUCUUGGUUCUUGAUGUCCAGGGUUGGCCGACGCACGAUUCACUUCUCAGGUCUAUGCUCUCAACUCCUCAUCCUCAUCAUUGUCGGCUCCCUCUCCUUCUCCAAAGACAACUCUUCCGUCUGGGCUAUUGGCGGCAUGCUCAUUCUCUUCACAUUUGUCUACGAUUUCACCGUUGGACCCGUCACAUACUCUCUCAUCUCCGAGCUCUCAUCGACCCGACUCAAGGCCAAGACCAUCGUCAUGGCUCGCGCCGCCUACAAUGCUAGCAACAUCUUUGUCAACGUCAUGACAAACUAUCAGCUAUCCUCGUCGGCGUGGAACUGGGGAGCUCGCACCGCCUAUUUCUGGGCUGGAACAUGUCUCCUCUCUGCUAUCUGGGUUUUCUUCAGACUUCCUGAGCCUAAGGAUCGUACUUAUGCUGAGUUGGAUGUUCUCUUUGAGAAGAAGGUUCCUGCAAGGAAGUUUGCCAAGACGCAGAUCGAUCCUUAUUCGCACUCGGUUACUUCUGACAAGAAGUUGAACGAGAAAGACUUGCAGUAGGCAUUGGAAUAAUGUAUCGGUGUUGAUGGAAUCAAAAGAAACGAGGUGUAUGAUAGUAAUGUGGGUAUAUAGUUUUGAAUAGCUUGAUGUACAGAUUGUUUAUUAUGAAUUUACUCUCGAUAUUGGUGGACUACUGUGGGCCACGCUAGGCCCGGGACUCGGCAGUGCCUGUUGUAUAUGCUUUUCUAGAAGCGGCUCAUAAGUGGAUGCACCUCCCGGCAGUUUGGUUAUGAGGUUCCGGAUAUAUAGUAAGUCAUCUUCAGGUGACGUGCCCAUCGCAAGGCCUUGGGGACUUGAAGGCGUGACUGGUACACGAGCGAGUACGUCAACUACCGCCGAGACAAUGUCGUAAAGCUUCUCUGUUACUCCAAUGCCGUGGAUCUUUAUACUGUCGAUGGAAAGAUCUCGCGUUGAGAGCGUGAGAUCCUUGGCAACGACUAGAGGGUAUUGGUAAGUGAGACUAUGCUGGUGCGCGUUUUCACUGAGAUGACCCAGUCGAAGGCGCAACUUCCACACAAUCAUCCGUAGCCACAGCUGUGUUAUUCUCAGAUUCGCUUUCUGUGUUUCAUGAAGUUGCAAAUCAGGCUUUAUAGCCGUAUUAACAGCCGUCUCCACGAAAUCCAGCGACGAAAGAGGCGGUGAGAUAGCAAAGCGCUCCUGAUUCAGCAGCGCAACAAACGAAGUAUCGAUGGGUCUAAAAAGCGCCGAAAGACUCCAGAAGCCAGAAAGCGAAGGAUCGUUCAUGUCGAUUUCUGGGGCCUCGUCGGUUAUUUGUAAUGUGAUGGGGCGGCGAUAUCGGAUGGCGUGAGAUCGCUCUGAUACGACAAGGACCCAGAAUAGUCGGUGUGCUAACGCCUUUGCGGAAUGGUCCAUGUCCUCGAGGCGCAGGAGACAGAAUAGUGUUGUUGCUUCGCGCAGGAAGAGAAAUGUUUGGCUGUGGUGCGAGAGACGCGCUUGGCAGGCGUAGAGGAAGAAUGCGAGGAGGCAUUGGUUGAGGGUUGGUUUCAUUGUGCGGGGGGUGGAUUGAUGGACGGUGACGACUUGAUCCACGAUCAUUGAACCGUAUGUCGCAUUAUUCUCAGCGAUGAUGCCUUGCGACAGUAAAUUCUCUGGCUCUUCUGUCUGGAGGAGAACUUGCGCGCACAUGGCGACAAGGACGGAGUAAGCCUCAAGUCUCCAUUCAGGCGUCGCCGACGAUGACGCCGAUCUGAGCAGCACGACAUAAUCGCGAGUCAGAAUAGGAAUAGUAGGGUAAAGCCGUGCAAAGAAGCGCUCAACACAAUGAUCGAGUACCUGAGCCGGUACAAGCUCAAUGAGUCGAUGCAGCGCGUCAACAGGUGCAUUGGACGGUACCGAGUAAUGGCCGUGGAUAGGCUGGAGAAUGCUCGGAGCGCCGGACUGUCCAAUGCAGCGAUCUCCUAGACCUGCAUCCACACAUCUUCUGCACGGCCGAUACUCGUUACAGCCUCGGCGGAGCGUCUUGCAGCGCUGACAGGCUCUAGGUACCUGCGUCCGCUUGGCGGGGGGGACAUCAUCGUCGGGCAUAGAUACUUAGCCUCAGAUAAGACACGUCUACUGUGUUUAUCUGAGUAGUGUACAGUACAGGUAUGGAUACAGCGGGAGAGAUAAAGGAUCGAUAAUCGCGCACGUGCGUGGGUCGAGGGUACCGCAACGGGAGUAAGUUUCCUUGGGAUGAGGUAACGAAAAGAUAAGAAAAAUAAGACGAAAGAAACGAAAAAUUCCCGCAAGCGAUAGGAUGUAACUCAAAUGUCAAGGGACAAGAGAGCGACUGAGUCAAGAACCAAC